AUGGGUCAUUUUUCGUUUGCGUUUUUCUGUAUAUUUCUGUCUAUAGUUAAUAGUGAAGACUAUGGUUGGAAACGAGCAAACAUUAAUGGCAUAGUAUCAGAUAUGGAGGGCAACAUUUUUCCUGUACAAGGUUAUAUAAAUGGUCAAGGAAACUAUGCUGGAUUGGAACAAAGAAGUGUGCCCUCCAUAUCCUGUUUCAAACAUGGUGCCCCACAAGACGUGCAACUUGAACAACCAGAACCAUCACCAAGUAGACGCUCAUUUACUUUCAUCAGUGAAAGAAAUUUUGAGUCUACUUCACAACCAUUCUUAAAAUAUGAAAAUAAUCAAUUUAGUAGAACAGAGAGUAAAGAACCUUGGCCUCCGCAAUUAAACAAUUCUGAAGACAAUUUACCUGAAAAUCAAGUUUCCUUACAUGAAACCAGUCCUACGCCUAAUGAAAAUCUUAUUAAUGACGACAUUAUUGAAAUCACACAACCAAUCCCAGAAACAACUACACCAGUAAUUGAAAUGCAAAUGAACCAAGAAAUAGUACCAACAGAACUAGAAUUAGAGGAACGCAAAAAAUCUAAGUUUGGCGUAGAUCCUAAAAUGCAAUUUAGAAGCCAAUCUCCAGUAUCUACUGAAACUCCAAAUUUUCUAACUGAAUGUGCAGAUAAAAGCAAAUUUGAUAGCUUUAAUAAACCGCCAAGGCGCUUCUUAGGAAAGUUGACUAAUGAUGUACCAAGUCAAAAGAAAAUUUUGGAGAAAAAUAAUGGCCAACAAACACAUAGUUUCAAAGCAGUUCAAUUGCCUCAAAACAAUGGAAAUGAUGUAAUCAACGAAAAUGGUACGGUAUAUAAGUUUAAUGUUUACAAAUCUCAAAACAGUGAAAAAUCUUUACAACAACCUACCGAAAACAUGAUAGGACAGGCUGGCAGUAUACGUUAUACCUAUAAUAAUAAUAUCUACACUAAAGUGAAGGACCCCGCCAAAGGCAAAGACAUUACAUACAUUAAUAAAAACACAAGAAUCAAUUUAUUGGAUAUUGAUAGAGUGUGCUAUGCUUGCAGCACUGAAAAUAACCCUACAUGUUGGUUACCGGACAGAAGAACAACUGUGAAAUAUUGUCGUAAAAGCGAUAAUGCAUGUGUGACGAAAACCUUUGGAUCUGAAAGUAAGUUUUUACAAAUUUACUAUCAAAUUUGA
Arctia plantaginis is the source of this 1188-nucleotide messenger RNA. The record is from the annotation of a GenBank genome assembly. NCBI's taxonomy places the organism in Eukaryota, Metazoa, Arthropoda, Insecta, Lepidoptera, Erebidae.